AUGCCAAGCCCUGUCGUUAAGAAAGGUCGAACCAACACGCCCUGGACGCCAGGCGAGGAGCACCGAUUGAAGCAACUGCGAGACCAGGGCAGCAGUUGGAGUGAAAUCGCGAAGAAUUUCCCAAAUCGAACUGAAGGAAGUGUGAAGAAGCACUGGUACAAGGACAUGCACUACGCGGACUUCGGAGCCGACGAGAGCACCGCACUACUGCAAGCAAUUAAGGAGUACGAGACCAACAAAUGGAAGGUCAUCGGACAGAAGGUCGGAAAGCCAGCCAAGGCCUGCGAACAGUUCGCCAAAGAGCAGGGCUGGAAAGUCUGA
Messenger RNA from Dissoconium aciculare CBS 342.82, 321 nucleotides. RefSeq lists its product as uncharacterized. NCBI's taxonomy places the organism in Eukaryota, Fungi, Ascomycota, Dothideomycetes, Mycosphaerellales, Dissoconiaceae. The record is from RefSeq and is a predicted model, not a curated record. Bases 1 to 321 code for a protein of 106 amino acids. Gene Ontology annotation, biological process: mitotic cell cycle; positive regulation of transcription by RNA polymerase II. The transcript is spliced from 4 exons. Gene Ontology annotation, molecular function: RNA polymerase II cis-regulatory region sequence-specific DNA binding; DNA-binding transcription factor activity, RNA polymerase II-specific. Gene Ontology annotation, cellular component: nucleus.